Molecule: messenger RNA, 1134 nt
Organism: Nematolebias whitei (Rio pearlfish)
Lineage: Eukaryota; Metazoa; Chordata; Actinopteri; Cyprinodontiformes; Rivulidae
Product: protein shisa-9A
Exons: 2
Coding region: 1-1134 (377 amino acids)
Biological process (GO): regulation of short-term neuronal synaptic plasticity; regulation of AMPA receptor activity
Cellular component (GO): dendritic spine membrane; AMPA glutamate receptor complex; postsynaptic membrane
Source: RefSeq, a predicted model, not a curated record
AUGUCGCCUCGUAGCAAACCUUUAGCCCAGUGCAUGUCAGCCAGCGAGGCUGGGGUUUGGAACAUGAUUUUAACCUUGUCCCAUUCUCUGUCCUUGUCUGCAGAGAGUGGCCAGAUUAACAACAAUGUGGGAGCGAGCUCAAACGUUGGCCAACCGCACCCGUACCCGGCCCUCAGCCAGCUGGCUCACGUCUACGAACAACAGCAGCAGCAGCAGCAGCAAAACAAGGAUCUGAACAAAUACGCCUCGCUGAAGGCUGUCGCUGCCAAGUACAAUGGUGAAGUCUACAGCAAGCGUCGGCUCAUGGUAGAGCUGCCAACAAAGGGUGGCUUUCCUCUACAGCCAAUGGGAAACUCCAGAACAUCCAUGGGCAACAUCUCAUCAAUGACUCCAAUGACCGCCAACACCAUGGCUGCAAACCCUAUGACUUCCAAUCCCAUGAACUCCACCAUGACACAGAUGACCUCAAUGAACCCAAUAGCAUCCAUGGCUUCUUUGACACCCAUGACGUCUAUGACACAUAUGACUUCACUCACCCCAAUGACCUCCAUGACUCCCAUGACCUCCUUGGGUCCACUGACUCCAGAGCCUGUGGCCACCUAUAUCACUGAGAUGCCAAGCAUCUCCUCUGUCUCAAGCCUCCCAACAGAGAGACACAUAGCAGGCGCAGUAGGUGGACUCAAACCAAAUGGCCAAAAACCCAAAGGCAGCCAUAGUCAUGUUGCCCACAGCUCCCACAGCUCCCACAGUCAUGCUCACAGCCACAGUAGCAAGCCGCCAGGACUUGGGGCUACUUCCCUGGCACAUAUGGUGGGGACUAUGCCAGGUGGCACAUCCCUGGGCAUCUCCAGGGCUGCUGAGACCUCCUUUGGCUCAGGCUCAGCUACAAUGGGCCGCCCAUUGGCAUACAGCUCCAACACAAUCGCAACUGGGCAUGCAACUGGGUUUGGCAUAAAGGGCUGGGAUGGAACUGAGACAGUAGGCAGGAGGAAGAACUAUGGGCACAAGAGGCCCCAGUGCACCGUGCUGGAGCCAAACCAGCUCCACAGCACCAGGGGGCACAGCCACAGUCAACACUUCCUCCCCACACAGCCCUAUUAUGUGACCAACAGCAAAACAGAGGUGACUGUGUGA